UCACCGAUCAUCAACUUCCUAAUCCGGUAACCGUACUAAUACCAACACAACACAACCACCACACCGAAAGUUCACUGCCGCCCACGAUCUCCCAUUCCAAAUAUUGUUGGACGGCAUCAUGUUCUAUAACGAGAAGUCGGGGGCAGUGCCCCCGGUCCCUCCGAACCUCAACCCCAACGUCUGGCACUCGGUUGAUCUCCAGGACCAGCCCCAAGGCGCAGCAACCCGCCAGCUUCAACCACACGCUCACACCGCACCAUCCGUCACGCCUUACCUAGGGCUCCGAGCACGAUUGUCACAGCUCUGGUUCAACCGCUGGACCAUUCUCCUGAUCCUCGUCCUCGUCCGCGUCAUCCUCCUGACAGGCAGUCUCAACGACAACCUCGGCGAUGCCAAGGCCAAGGCUCUGUCAGCAUGUACCAAAGUCGAAGACAUCGGCAGUGCCAUGGCCUCCAUGCCGCACUACCUGUCCGUCGGCGUCAACUCGCUCGCCUCCGACGGCAUCACCAAGGCGGUCUCGGGCAUGGUGAAGAUCCUGAUGAUGAUCCUGACCGGCGUCGAGAACCUCAUCUUCUUCGUCAUCAACAUGUAUGUGGGCACCUGGGCUUGCCUGGUCGCGGCCCUGAUCCACGGAGGCUUGGACAUCUCGGUCAAGGUGGUUGAGGGAGCUACCAAAGUCAUGAACGAGGCCAUUAGCACCAUCACCGGCCAGAUUUCAGAAACCGUCUCCGAUGUCCAGAAGGCCAUCAACGACAUCCCGGGCAAGGUAACGAGCUUCCUUGGCGUCCCUGGUCUCGAGCUCCCUCAGAUCGACAUCACGAAGAAUCUGGACGACCUCAAGAACAUCAAGGUCAACAGCAACGACCUCGUGAAGGACCUGGUGUCUUUGAACACGACAAUCCCGACCUUCGACCAGGUUGAAAACUUCACCAAGAACGCGAUCGGCAUCCCCUUCGAUUUCCUCAAACAGCAGGUCAACGAGAGCUUCGGUUCCUACAAGUUUGACGAGUCGGUGUUUCCCGUGGCCCAGAAGCAGGCGCUCUCCUUCUGCUCCGACAAUUCAUUCCUCAACGACUUCUUCAACACGCUCUUCGGCAUUGUCGCAAAGGCGAAGAUCGCGUUCGCCGUCGUCAUCCCGAUCCUGGCCGUCCUGGCCAUGCUGGGCAUGGGAUACUUGGAGAUACGGCGCUGGCGGAGGGAGAAGAGUCAAGCCGAGUUCUUCACCAAGCAAGGCUACGACCCCAUGGACGUGGUUUACAUGGCCUCGCGACCAUUCACAUCCCGGGUGGGAGUCAAGCUCGCAUCCAAGUUCAAGGGCAGGAACAUCCUCCUCGUUCGGUGGGCGAUCGCCUAUGGCACCUCGCUCCCUGCACUGUUUGUCCUGUCUCUUGCCAUCGCCGGCUUUUUCUCCUGCUUCUGCCAGUUCAUCAUCUUGAACUCCAUCGAAAAGGAGGCGCCCGCGCUAGCGAACCAGGUCGGCGACUUUGCGGGAGAUGUCGUCACCACGCUCAAGCAAGUCUCAACGGACUGGGCCGACGACGCCAACGGUGUGAUUCUCAAGCUCCAGGACGACAUCAACGGCGACGUAUUAGGCUGGGUGACCAACGCCACCAGCGCCGUCAACAACACGCUCGAAACGUUUGACGAGGAGAUCAACAAGGCCGUCACCACCGUGUUCAACAACACCAUCCUGCUCAACACGGCGCGCGACCUGAUCGGCUGCGUGAUCACGCGGAAGAUCGACGCGGUGCAGAAGGGCCUCACCUGGGUGCACGACAACGCGCACGUCACGCUGCCGCUCUUCUCCAACGACGUCUUCUCGCGGGGUGCCAACGAUAGCGUCAACGGCGACAGCGACCUGACCAGCUUCCUGGCCUCGCCCUCCAGCGUCACUACCGACGAGAUCACCUCGGCCGUCGACCAGGUCAUCACCAAGCUGCGCAACGGCAUCGUCCAGGAGGCGCUCAUCUCGACCGCGCUGCUCCUCGUGUACGUCAUCGUCAUCCUGAUCGGCGUCGUCCGCGCCCUUGCGACCGCGGCAACACCUGACAAGACACGGGCUGAAGGCGGCGAGCAAUACGGCGUCAAGGUCCCGCCGCCCUACAGCAGCAGCAGCAGCAGCAGCAGCAGCAGCAGUAACAACAACAACUCCAGCCUCGAGUACGACAACGAUGUCGUCUACGCCGGCAACGUCAAGAGGGGGAGACCGGGUCCCGCGAGAUGGCCGUCGCAUGCCAGGAAAAGCAGCCAUCCCGAGGUGGAAGAGGGCUCGGACCGCUAGGGACGGUCGGGGUGUCUUCCUCGGGAAGAAAGGCAACUAAAGCUUGCAGUGUCUGGGUGGAGUUGGAGCCUUUGGGCGUGGAUCCGUGAGGCCUGGAAGAAACUCGCGACACAGCUGGGGCGCGUAAGGGAGCUGCAACUUACCGUG
Chaetomium strumarium is the source of this 2428-nucleotide messenger RNA. RefSeq lists its product as uncharacterized. Gene Ontology annotation, cellular component: mating projection tip. The record is from RefSeq and is a predicted model, not a curated record. NCBI's taxonomy places the organism in Eukaryota, Fungi, Ascomycota, Sordariomycetes, Sordariales, Chaetomiaceae. The transcript has a single exon. Bases 119 to 2281 code for a protein of 720 amino acids.